GUGAACUCCUGGAGCGGCUCCAUCGAAGUGGGGGUCACAGCCUUGGACCCCUGGGCCUUGGACUUCCCCAGCAGCGCCACGGGCUUACGGGGGGGCUCCUGGGUGGUUUCGGGGUGCUCGGUGCUGCGCGACGGCCGCUCCUUGCGCGACGACUUCGGUCCCGAUCUGGAUGCUCUGGGUGAAGGGGAUCGGGUCGGGGUGGAGGCGACGGCCGGGGGGGAGCUGCACUUGUGGGUCAACGGGAGGGAUUAUGGGGCGGCCGCUGUGGGGCUGCCCCCCAAGGUGUGGGCGGUGGUGGAUCUGUACGGGAAGUGCACGGAGGUGAGCGUGGUGGGGGGGGAGGAAGGGGAGGAGCUAAGGGGGGGGGGUACGCCCAUCGAGAAGGACACGCCCAUCGAUAAGGACACGCCCAUUGAUAAGGACACGCCCAUUGAGGGGAAGGACACGCCCAUUGAGGGGAAGGACACGCCCAUUGAUAAGGACACGCCCACCGAGGGGGAGGACGAGGCCAUUGGUGCUGGUGGAGGAGGGGGAGUGGCGAUGAGGGAGGCUCCCCCCCGGGCCCAGCCCCGUCCGGACAAGUUCCCCGACAGCCUGGACCCACCAGGGGCUACCCCGCCCCCUUCGUCCGCGCCGACCAAUGAGGCGCUGCUGUUCCAUGAGAAGUGUGGGGCCCUCAUCAAGCUCAGCAACGGGCACAAGACCGCCGAGCGGCGCCGGCCCCUCGAUGAGUUCAACAAUGGGGUGGUGUUGACCAACCGGCCCCUACGGGAUGGGGAGAUGUUCGAGAUCCGCAUUGACAAGCUGGUGGACAAGUGGUCGGGCUCCAUCGAGAUGGGGGUCACAGCCCAUAACCCCAACAGCCUCGAGUACCCGGCCACCAUGACCAACCUGCGCUCCGGCACCAUCAUGAUGAGCGGCUGUGGGAUCCUCACCAAUGGGAAGGGGACGCGCCGGGAAUACUGCGAGUUCAGCCUGGAUGAGCUGCAGGAAGGGGACCACAUCGGCCUCACGCGGAAGCCCAACAACGCCCUACACUUCUACAUCAACGGCAUCGACCAAGGGGUGGCGACGGCGGUGACCCCCCCGGUGCUCUACGGCGUGGUGGAUCUCUACGGCAUGGCCGUCAAGGUCACCAUCGUCCACAACCACAACCCCAACGACCGCCUCCGCCGCAACAACGCCCUCCUGCGGGCCCUUUCCCCUCCCCCUCCUCCUCCCCUCCCCCCUUACCCCUCGUCCAUGGCACCCAACGGCCCCCACCACCACCCCCGGGCGCCCGCCCCACCGGGACCUCCCCCCCCGCCCCAGCGCCUCCUCUUCCACCCCAACUGCGGGCAGAAAGCGGCCGUGGUCAACGAGGGCCGGACGGCGCUGAGGCCGCACGCCACGGACGACUUCAACCACGGCGUGGUGCUGAGCGCGCGGGCGCUGCGGGACAACGAGCUCUUCCAGGUGCGCCUCGACCGCAUGGUGGACAAAUGGGCGGGCUCCAUCGAGAUCGGCGUCACCACGCACAGCCCCGCCCACCUCCAGCUGCCCUCCACCAUGACCAACCUGCGCUCCG
Molecule: messenger RNA, 1567 nt
Organism: Pezoporus occidentalis (night parrot)
Lineage: Eukaryota; Metazoa; Chordata; Aves; Psittaciformes; Psittacidae
Product: neuralized-like protein 4
Exons: 8
Molecular function (GO): ubiquitin protein ligase activity
Source: RefSeq, a predicted model, not a curated record